Lodderomyces jiufengensis is the source of this 3222-nucleotide messenger RNA. RefSeq names its product DNA repair ATPase (gene SMC5). Gene Ontology annotation, cellular component: Smc5-Smc6 complex. The record is from RefSeq and is a predicted model, not a curated record. The transcript has a single exon. Gene Ontology annotation, biological process: double-strand break repair via homologous recombination. Lineage: Eukaryota; Fungi; Ascomycota; Pichiomycetes; Serinales; Debaryomycetaceae. Bases 1 to 3222 code for a protein of 1073 amino acids. Gene Ontology annotation, molecular function: ATP hydrolysis activity; ATP binding.
AUGAGUGAUUCGGAUCAGCAUGUUCUGAAGAGAAGAAGAAUUAAGGAGAAAGUUCCGUUUCAACCUGGGUUUUUAAGAACAAUUAAAGUAUGGAAUUUUACAACUUAUUCAUACACAGAAUUUGUUUUAUCACCAACACUUAAUAUGAUCAUUGGACCAAAUGGUAGUGGUAAAUCAACUUUAGUUGCAGCUAUAUGUCUUGGUUUAGCAGGUAAUAUUAAUUUAAUUAAACGUAAAAACCUAAAAUCAAUGAUAAAAACAGGUCACGAUAGAGCAGUAAUUGAAAUAACAAUUGAGAAUUUUGAAGGUUCACCGCCAAUUACAAUUAAGAGAGAUUUUUCAGCAAAAGAUAGUUUAUGGACAAUGAAUAAUAGAAAAUGUACUGAGACUGCAGUAAAAGAAUUAAGAGCAAAACUUAAUAUUCAAUUAGAUAAUCUUUGUCAUUUUUUACCUCAAGAAAGAGUUGCAGAAUUUGCGGGUUUAUCACCAGAAAAAUUAUUAAUGGAAACUGAAAGAACCUUAAAAGAUGGUCAUUUGAAAACAUUACACGAAGACUUAAUUGAUAAAGAUGAAAAAUCUCAGAAUUUGGGUGUAAAAGUUAGUGAAUUAAAACAAAAAUUAAUACAAUUACAUAGUGAUAAAGAAAAAUUAGAAGAAGAAGCUAGGAAAUUAGAAGAAUAUGAAAGAAAAGCAGCAGAAAUUGAAAAUCAUAGAUUAUUAGUUCCAUUUGCUAAAUUUUAUGAUUUAAGAAAUCAAAGAACUCAUUUAAAAGAACAAAGAGAUCAAGCAAGAGCUAGAUUACAAUCAUUUGAUAAAAAUUUUGAUCCUUUAAGAAAAGAUUUAUCUACUUUGGACAUUGUAUUGGAUAAACAAUUUGAAAAACAAAGUAGUAUUAAUCGAGAACGUGACACAAUUAAAUCCAAAAUUCAAAAAUUAUCUGCUGAAUUGACUGCUAAACAAGGUGAAAUUGUAAAGCUCUUAUCACAAGUUGAAGGAUAUAAAAAUAAAGCAGAACAAAAGAAGAAAGAGUUAGAUUUAGUCAAGGAAGAAUAUGAACUUUUAAAGAGUCAACGUGAAAGUACUGAAGAAAUUGAUAAUUCUCAACUUGAACAAUUAAAUGAUAAAUAUCAUGAAAAAAGAAAUGAGUCAAGACAAUUAGAAGAGUCAUUACUGGGCCUCAAUGACAAAAUGUCUGAUUUAAAAUCUGAUUUGGGUGAAUUAGACCACAAAGUUAAAAGGCUUGAACAUAGUUUACAUGGAACUGAUAAAUUGGAAUUAUUACAAUCAUCCGCACGUAAUGGUAGACCUUAUAGACUUCGUGAUGAUUCAUAUAGAACACACCAGAAAUUAAGAACAUCGGAACAGUUUGAUGGUCACUAUUUUGAAGCACCGGUUAUAUCCUGUAAUGUGAAGGAUAAAUCAAUGGCUCCUGCAAUAGAAAAAGUUAUAGAUAAUAACACCCUUUUUGCAAUAACUGUUACCAAUGGAGACGAUUCGAAAAUGAUGAAUAAAUUUGCUAAAAGUAUAAAUAUAAAUUUUCCAACUAGAGAACAAAAAAAUACUGUAUUACCAAGAUCUGAUAAGGGCAAAGAUGUAUUACAAAAUUAUGGUUUUGAAGGUUAUUUGUCAGAUUACAUAACCGGUCCAAAUGAAGUGUUGUGUAUGCUUUAUAACAAUACCAAACUUCAUCAAAUACCCAUUAGCAGAAAACCCUUAAGUACAGAUCAAAUAAAUAGAAUAAAAUCACCGCCAGAUGGAAGAAUUCAUUUCAAGAAAUUUAUCGCAGGGGAUACAUUAUUUAGUGUUAAGCAAUCCAAUUAUGGUUCAAGGCAAAUCAGUCUUGUAACUGAACAUGUUGGAAGAGCCCAAUUUUUCACUGUAUCUGGUAUUUCAGAAGAAGAAAAAUUAAGAUUAAGCAACAAAAUUAACGAAUAUAAAUCUACAAUGGAAAGUAAAAGAGAAGAGUAUCAAGGUCAUAAAAGUGAAGCCAACAAAUUAUUAAAUUCAAGACAAGAACUUAAAAUCGAGAUGAGUGCGAUUAAAGAUCAUCAACUUCGAUUACAAGAAAUUAUUAAAACCGUUACUGCCUUAGAUGCCAAAAUCAGUUCAAGAAAAGAAAAAAUUGAUAAAUUAGAAAGAGAGUCAAAUAAAGAUUAUAGUUCAAGAAUUAAACAGUACGAACAAAAAAUAGCUGAAGAGUAUAAUAAUUAUUCAACAACAUCAAAUGAAUUGGGUGAAUUAUUCGUAGAAUAUUCAACAAGUCAAAUAGAAUCUAAAUUUGUGGAUUUUGAAACUAUCACAAUCAAAAAUAGAAAAUUAUCCGCUGAAACAUUAGUGAAAGAAUUAAGAAGCAUUGAAAAUGAUUUAAAAGAAGAUUAUAAAAAGUAUAAAGCAGAGUAUGAUAGAAUAAAAGAUUCUGCUGAAUAUAGAGAGUUUAAAGAAAAAAAUGAUUCCUUAAGCGAAGAAGACAAAGAAUUAUUAAAAGAUUUAGCAACUCCAUUUAUGGAAGCUGGAAACUUUACUGAGAAAACUAUAAGAAUUAAAAUUUCACAUUUAGAGGAUGAACUAUCAUUAUUAUCAACUGCCGAUAGAGGCUCCAUACAGUCAUUAAGAUCCAAAUUACAAGAUAUUGAAAAAGCAGAAACUGAUUUGCCAAGAUUCGAAAACGAUAAACAUAACUUAGAUGAACGCAUUAAAACUAUUUCAACACAAUGGGAAACCGAGCUUGAAGAAUUUAUUCAUCAAAUUUCAUUGUCUUUUAGUAAAAGAUUUUCAAAAGUUGCAAGUGAAGGUAGAGUCGAAUUAGCUAAAAGUGAAAGAUUUAAAGAUUAUAAAUUACAAAUAUUGGUUAAAUUCAGACAAGAAUCUGAAUUAAAAAUUUUAGAUAAUCAAUCUCAAUCUGGUGGUGAAAGAGCGGUUUCAACUAUUUUUUAUAUAAUGGCAUUACAAGGAUUAUCUGAUGCACCUUUCAGAAUAGUUGAUGAAAUUAAUCAAGGUAUGGAUCCUAAGAAUGAACAAAUGGCUCAUAGAUAUUUAGUUCAUACUGCUUGUGAAAAUAAUAAAUCUCAAUAUUUUUUGGUUACUCCAAAAUUAUUAACAGGAUUAUAUUAUCAUCCAGAUAUGGUUGUACAUUGUAUAUUUACAGGUCCAUUAAUUGAAGAAAAUGAUGAUAAAUCGAAUACUGGAUUUUUAGAUUUUGUUCAAAAAUUAGUUACAGUUUAG